Molecule: messenger RNA, 204 nt
Organism: Linum tenue
Lineage: Eukaryota; Viridiplantae; Streptophyta; Magnoliopsida; Malpighiales; Linaceae
Source: the annotation of a GenBank genome assembly
AUGUUUUUAAGAGGAAAUCUGGUGAUGUUGGUUGGGAAUAUGAGAGAUUGGUGGAUCCUAACAACAAGGAUAAGGUGCGGUGCAAUUUUUGUGGCCAUGAAAGUACUGGAGGAAUCUUUCCUUUCAAGCAACACAUUGCUCAAAAUGCAAGUACUGUGCUUAAAUGCACCAAGGCCACACAAGAAGCUAAAGAAGCAUGCUUGA